GUUUCACAGAGUUCUUGGUCUGGGAGUGAAUGGAUAUCAGAAUGGGUACAGUACAUCCCUGAACCACCCAAGGAAGGAUCUAACUUCAAUAUCUAUCAACAUUGCUCGUAUGUUACAUUUUUCCUUCAAGAUUAUCAGAAAGUAACCAUUCACGACAGUAAGCGUAUGUGCACAGCCUCCUUGAAGGUUACUGCUCGCUGUGGAUGCCAAAAUCUGAAAAAAGAGUUGGUCUGUNAAGAGUUGGUCUGCAAGGAUGUGCAAGCAGCCUAUAGAAGUAAUGGUACUGAUCCCAAAGAUGUAUCUAGAAACCAAUAUGGACUUGGCAUCCUUCCUUGCAAUUCAGAUUGCAGGAGCAAAGUGAAAGCUGCUGAGGGGGAGUUGCAACAUCGUAAAUUAAAAGCGCCCGAGGAAAAGGAACCUGAAACAAAAGAUAAUGUGACGAAGCGAAGACGGAGAAAAGGAAGGGUGCUCGAAGACAAGAAAACUUCAAUACUGCAGAGAAUUAUUGCUGGCAUCAGGAGAUUUCUUCUAUUUGUUAUCAUCAUAAUAGCUCUGAUUGCUUCAGUAUAUUUGGGUUAUAAAGGCCUAUUGUGGCUCUCUGAUUGGAUGAAUGAAGCUGAAAUAAAACGACAAAGAAGAUACUCGCGAACAUAGUUCGUCAGAAUCAACUUCAUACAGAAUUGUUUAAUCUUGGUUGAACACUUGAACGGCGAGGAGGAAGCAUUCUUUAUUUUCCCUUAAAAGAAUCAACGUAAGUUAGAGUUUGUCAAGGUUUCUAUAUAAUAAAACGAUGCAUAUAUCCACUUAGUUGACAAUGGGAUUAUGCAUGUCACAUAUUUCAUAUAAAGAACUACUUGUGGAAAAGGGAACUCUGAAUAUGGAUGGAUAUUUAUUGAGUGGAGAAGUUUUGAGUUUGUUCUUUCUGUUUGUGAUAAAUGGUAGGAUUGCUACUUUUCGGGGAAUCGA
This is a messenger RNA of Nicotiana tabacum (common tobacco), 966 nucleotides long. NCBI's taxonomy places the organism in Eukaryota, Viridiplantae, Streptophyta, Magnoliopsida, Solanales, Solanaceae. The record is from RefSeq and is a predicted model, not a curated record.